CCCUGGUCGUUCCGAUCCGCCGCAGAGACGCUGUGACCUCCCGGUGAACCUCCGCAGCAGGAAACGCGGUGAGGCAGUCCCGGAGGCAGCGACGCCGCAUAUCAGUUUUAUAGCUGUAUUUCGCUAGUCGAAGUCAAACGAUAUUAAAGUUAAUGACGACCAAGACAGCCGACCUGUAAUACCGUGGUUGCUGGUAAACGGAAGCAUUACGCCUGUGAAUGGUGCACAAGAUGCCUGGUCAACCUGAUAACUUAAAGCCCAGAAAGAGGAAGAGCAGCUCCAAGGUUAGAAGCUCCAGAAAGGUUUCUGCUACAAGGAGAUGUAUGAAAAGUCCAAAGACACACUCAGCAGCAGAGAGCGAUUCAGUAGUCGGUGAUUACAAUAAAGCAGCACCUCCUCUGGAGAGGCGCUCUCGCAUUAGCUGUGAAUGUCACCAGUCUGCUGGCAGGAGGAGAUGCUCAGCAUCACCACAGCUGGAAGGACAGGAAGAGAAGGAGAACGAGCUGAGGACAGGGUUGGACCUAGACAACUACAGCACCUGGGACAAACAGGAGCCUGAGCUUAUGGAUUAUGAAGAAACAGACAAAAUCAUCUUCCCAGACGAUGACAGUAACCACGUUCUUCCUGUGGAGCAGUUCUUUGGAAACCUGGACACUGUACAGGAUUUUCCUCAAAGAUCAUCAGCAACUUCUUCCCACGUCCAGAGGGAGAAGAGGAAACGCCAUUACUACGCACGGGAAGACAGUGAUGAGGAGGAGGGGGGCUUUAGCAGUAUGCAGCGAGAUGGCAGAGGGGACACCUAGUGAAGAACCACUCCUCUGAUGACUGAGCUGGACUUAAAGUUAUGCCUGUGGAAAGACAUGAAACCUCUGAGCGCUUAGGAAAAAUCAGCCAAAAGAAAUUAAAUGUUGAGGCACUGCAUUCAGUACGUCCUUGUCAUCUGCUAAAACCACACCUCUGUUAUAAGUAGACCAUGUGUGAAGGUGGUGAAAGUCCGCUGCAGUGUGACGGAGGUAGUCAUGAACUUGUGGCUGAAUAUGCUGUCGGUGUACCAUUACUUACAGACAAGCCUAUUAUCUGGGUGUGAUUAUGUUAUACCUGUGACUUGUCACAGCUCAAACACACAAGCAUCACAGCAAUAGCUGAAGUUUCAUCACAGGUGAAUAUGCCUGUUUUAAAGCAACUUUUCCAUGUCAAAACAAUGGACAACGAUGGGCAACUUUUUAUUUUAAAGCCCACCCAAAUAUGCUUGAAUGCCAAACUGUGUUCUAUGUAUAACAUUUGGUCUGAUACUUAAAAAUGUUAUUGAUUGUAACUAUCCAAUGUUGCUACAGUAGUAAAAUUCUCCUGCUCACCUGUGAGCAAAUAGUUACACUGUUAAAUAACUUAUUGCUGAAUGUGUGCUCACACUGCACCUAAUUUAGAUCUACCUGAGGGGGUUCUACGAAGCUAGGAAAUUGCUAUUGAUGCAAGUUAAUCUACUUAUUUUCCCAAUCGAUUCACACUCAGUGCAGCUGCUUAUUUCUGACAAGACAACUAUGCAUAAGAGCUUUUAAACUUCAUUUAUCGAAACAUGAUAUUUCAUGUUUUCAAUGAAAACUCGCACUUUUAUUCAUGUGCUAACUUAGUUGCACAAGGGUUUUCUAAUCAUCAGUUAGCCUUUCAACAUGAUUAGCUAACACGAUGUAGCAUUAGAACACAGGAGUGAUGGUUGCUGGAAAUGAGCCUCAGUUCCCCUACGUAUAUAAUUCAUUAAAAAUCUGCCGUUUCCAGAAUCUAAAAUAGUCAUUUACCACAUUAACAAUGUCUAGACUGGAUUUCUUAUUGAUGUUGUCUUCAUUGAAAGAAACUGCUUUUUUAUUUCAAAAAUAAGGACAUUUCUAAAUGACCUCAAACUUUUGAUUGGGAGUGUAGGUCUGACAGUUCCAUAGUAAAAGUACAUGUGAAAAGCUUUUGGCUAAUUCAAAGUGAAAGUAAUGUUACAGAUAAAAUAUUAUUGGAAAAAGAAUUAUCUGUAGCCGCAGCCACAGUAGUGUAAAAUGGUCUGCGCAGCAAAUCUGGACCACGUUUAAAAUCAUUUAUGCAUUUUCUGUAUCACCACUACGUCUUUUGGUUCCCAUGGUAACACCACAUACAAUUUUCCACUAUAAAUGCAGAGCUUUGUUCAGUGGCAUUAGUGGCCACUCCAUGAAACAUGUAUUCCUUCAGAGAGAUAAUCAGGAAAAGAAUUGGUUAAACAGUGGUGUUCUUACAGCUGAUUUUUUUUAAAUUAAAAUUUCAAACUCUGAAUAGAACCUCUCUAGAAGAUUAGCUGUGCAUCAUCAGUUGCUAUGUUGAUCUAGAAGGUCCAAAGAAAGGUUUGUGACAUUGAAGAGUAAUUAUUAAUGUUGCAAAAUAAACCUGGCUUCGUAGUACACCCCUUCUGGUCUCACCUGGAGGUGAUUUUGACAAAGCACUUGGAGACAAGUCAGUCCAUGCGAUACUGCUUCAUAAUUGAAUGCAAGUUUGCAGUUUAAGAUACGUCCUGUAAGACACCAAAGAGAACUGGUUUAAAGUUGCAAGCUUCAAAAUUAUUUUUUUCCAAAUCUCCAAAUUACAUUUUAUAAAAUGUGAAAGACAUCUCUAAAGUCGGCAUAGUGAACUGAUUUCAGAUUACAUAACUAUAAAGAAGGAUGGAGAAUGUGCCAAAGAGCAGUUCUGUAAUGAGAGCAUUUACUACCAUGAACUCAUUGUUUCAUAUGAAUGUCAACAGUUUAUUGCAUAAGAGUCAUGAUUCACCAAGUGUCUAAUAUUCCUCAACACGUGUGUUCAGUUUUUUUUGGCAGCUUUCUAUCAUGUCUGUAUAUACACAUAUCAAUGCAACUAAUUUCUGUGAUACGGUUCCUCAUGAGUUCAUAUUUACAAAAAUGACAACUGUAUACAAAAAAAUAUUGUUUAAAACACUGAAAUCUGGAAAUAAUUAGAGGACAACUUAGUCCUGAGUGAAAAUCUAACCAUCUAACCUGGAGGUUAACAGUAAUUGCACUUUUGCUAUUCACAUCUAUUGUACUAUUUUGUAUAAAGUUGAUUACUCUGACCAUCACAAUCAAAUCUUUUAUAUAUUUUUACUGCCUUAUUUAUGCAAAUUGCUUUUCACAUUUAUGCAACUUUCUGACUUUGUGAAUGCCUCAUUCAUUGAGUAGUCUUUGUAAUCAAUUCAUGUAUUUUACAUUGCCGUGCCAACAUGAAGAAUAAAUAAAUGUUGUUCAUGAUUUCAA
This is a messenger RNA of Acanthochromis polyacanthus (spiny chromis), 3257 nucleotides long. RefSeq names its product chromosome 6 C1orf174 homolog (gene c6h1orf174). The record is from RefSeq and is a predicted model, not a curated record. NCBI's taxonomy places the organism in Eukaryota, Metazoa, Chordata, Actinopteri, Pomacentridae. Bases 219 to 803 code for a protein of 194 amino acids. The transcript has 4 exons.